This is a messenger RNA of Theobroma umbraticum, 2344 nucleotides long. RefSeq lists its product as uncharacterized. NCBI's taxonomy places the organism in Eukaryota, Viridiplantae, Streptophyta, Magnoliopsida, Malvales, Malvaceae. The record is from RefSeq and is a predicted model, not a curated record.
CCGGUAUCUAAUUUCUCUCUCUCUUUGUUAGUUCCUUCUAGAAACCAAAAGCUCAGUUCCAAGUGGAUAAAUUUGGUAAUUGCCUCUCCCCUCCCCCCUGUUUUUCUCAUCACUCUUUCUUUUGUGUUUGCUCUGCUUUUCUUUCCUGGAAAAGUUGAUUUCUCUUUUCAAUUUCAGUUAGGAAAAUCCUCUCGAUCCCAGCGAAAAGACCCAAAACCAUCAAAUCUUUUACCCAUAAAUCAAGGGUUUCUGUUGAAACCAAAGAAACCUUGAAAACUUUGCCGGCUUCUGUCAUAAAAACUUUCCCUUUUUUUCUCUCGUUUUCUCGGACUUACCUUUGUUUUUCGUUUUAGGUAGGCGUGACGUUAGGGUGUUCUCGACUUGAUUUGGCGGGUUUUGCGUAGUGGGUUUUUGGAUUUAACUUGAAGAAUUAAACGUUGAAUGGUCGUGACUUUUUGCGAAGAUUAGAGCUAAAUUGUUUCUUCAUUGUUGAUCAAAGCAGAGUAGGCUUGAGUUUUCUUUAAGUAUAAAAGAAACAAGAAAAUAAAAAAGAAAAAAACUGGAGUUCCUUUUUUUUUUUUCGCUUGUUGUUUUUCAUUCUUAGUUUUGGCUGAGAAACGGUAAGUCCAAAUCCACCGGUGACCGGAAAAGAGUUGAAUCAGACAACAUUGUCAACUACCAACAAAGACUUGGUUGAAUAGAGAGAUAUUUAUUUUAUUUUCUCCUCUCCUUUUUUGUUUCCUUAAAUUUAGCUGUCCAAACGUCAAAAUUUAGAAUUUCUCUUCAGACACAAAUUUGCAUUAUCUAACCAAAUCGCGACAAUCUCUCUCUUCCUCUGUGUGUCUCUCCCCGUCUCCUUUUCCUUCUCCUUUCUCUGUUUCUUCUCCUCUGUUAUCAGGGUUGAGGUAGAGAGAAACCAAUCUCUCUCUCUCUCUCUCUCUCUUGUUUGGAAUCAUGAUUUUUGACACAGGGUCAACGCAAUCAAACCUUGAUUGCUUUCUCCAUUGCACAACACCAACAGUCAAAUCUCAAUUCCGUCCCAAGAGUGAAAUUAGGAACCUUAAUCGUUUAUGGCACCCUUGUGACAGAGAAAAGGUUGAAUAUUUCACAUUAGUUGAUCUUUGGAAUUGUUACGAUGAGUGGAGUGCGUACGGGGCCGGAGUUCCUAUUGUUUUGAACAAUAGCGAAACCUUAGUCCAGUACUAUGUUCCUUAUCUCUCUGCCAUUCAAAUCUUUACCAGCAAUUCUUCAGUCAACGACUUGAGGGAAGAGUCAGAAUCAGGUGAUGGUGAGAGGGAUUCUUUUAGUGAUUCAUGCAGUGAUGAUGGCGAGAGUGACAAGUUAUGUAGAUGGGAUGGAUGCUCAUCGGAGGAUGGAGGGUCGGAGCAUGACAGCCUUCGGAAUGUGAAUAACAGGUUGGGUGACCUUUACUUUCAGUAUUUCGAGAGAUCAACUCCUUAUGGAAGAGUUCCACUCAUGGAUAAGAUUAAUGGAUUAUCUCGAAGAUACCCUGGUUUGAUGUCAUUGAGGAGCGUAGAUCUUUCUCCCGCUAGUUGGAUGGCUGUUGCUUGGUACCCAAUAUAUCACAUUCCCAUGGGAAGGACGAUAAAGGACUUGUCCACAUGCUUCCUAACUUACCACACUCUAUCGUCUUCUUUCCAAGAUAUGGACCCUGAUGAUGACAUUGAGAGUGCCGAAAGGAAGCGAAAGGAAGGAGAGGGCAUCUCUCUUCCACCAUUCGGCUUGGCCACUUACAAGAUGCAAGGAAAUGUGUGGGUGUCGGGCAAUUAUGGACGGGACCAAGAAAGGGUCGUGUCGCUUUUAAGCGUGGCAGAUUCUUGGCUAAAGCAACUAAGGGUCGAGCACCAUGACUUCAACUACUUCACGGGGAUUCGACGUGGCUAGACACAAUUUCUUGCAGAAUUUUGUCCCUGAGAACCCCACGGAACGGAAGUAAAAAUUAAAAAAAAAAAAAAAAGAAAAACCUCUUUCUGGGUUUUUAAGGAUUUUUGGUUUUGUGCUUGGACUAAUAGGGCCUUGUGCUUAACGAGGAACGUGGUUGACACUUGUUAUCAAAACCCUUUUAACGGUCCAUUCUCCGGUGAGCCUUUUCAGGAUUUCAGCAGAGUAUAUGAGUUGAGCCUACCCUUAUUUUUGCAGCUGUUUAAGCCAGUUUGUGUGCUUUAUUGUAAAGUAAUAUGGGUGAGGUCUGAGAGGUACAGAAGAGUCUCUUGAACUUUUCAAACUUUUCUGUUUUUGGAUUGUAUGAUAUGUUCUCUUGACCACAAAAGAGCUAAUGGAGAUGAUGAAAAUGCCCCCACUGUAUUCACAAUUUCCUUUCCAA